AGUCUUCCUUUGCGUCGCUUCAUUUUCGCACAAUGUUACUCUUCGUCACUAUUUCAAUUUGGCACAAACUUAACAUAAAGGAUCAACCACGAUGAACCUUGUCACUAACUAUUUCUUUUUCGUCGUCGCCAUUGGCGGCACUUUCACUGCCCCCCUUGCUUCUGCCCGUCCCUACCACUUUCUUCAGGAAGGGAACGACAACAUUGACUUUGGUGGCCCUUACGUUGAUGCUGCAGCAGCAACAACCGAUUCGAAUACUUACGAGGACCACCGCCUUCGCUACCAAUACCAUCUCUCACGAUCUGAUGCCAAAGAAUACGCCGCGUUCCUCCAAGAUGGGUCCUUUGAUUCCCCGCGCGAAGAAGCGCAAACSAUCCUCUGGCAAGAAAUGACAGCGAUCCACAUCACCACUGAUAAUGGCGGAUCGGAUUCGGAACAACCGAUUGAAUUCAAAGGAAUCGUCGUAGAAGAUCCCGUUCUCGACAUUGGCAAACUCGGGACAGUUGAGGAACAGAUCGGAUACGCUUGUAUCUAUUCGUUUUCCAAUGACGGCGGAGAAUGGUGCCAUUGCGCUUCUCUUCACUUCUCCGAGAUGGGACAGAAGCUGAAUCUGAGUUACUCCAAUAUUAGKGGAAGAGAAGGAGAUAAAUCGAGAUUCAUGGGUGUGAGUUUCGUUCGACUACAGCACUCUCAUGCCAUGCUUCGAGUUCGAGACCGUGGUUGAUUGUCGUUUCGCUUUUCUUCUUCUUGUUUGACACGGGAUUGCUUGGGAUUGCUAUGACCUCAUUAUUUUUCCAAUCUCUUUUUAAUUAUGAUUCCAGCAUUCUUACAAAAUCUUGGGGGGAUUCCAACUGUUUUUCAACGCGGCCAAAAAGUUGCGAAACGACUCCAUCCACCAUCUCGGUUACCAUUCGUCAACAAAGACUGCGCCAAACAACCCAAAGAUGUCCUUCGUCUUGAACGAAAUAGAUGGCUCAAACGAGAAAGAUGAGGUAUCUACUACCGCACAUCUUACUGUURCCCUUAACCUCAAGGAUGGUGGCAAUAUGAGUUGUUAUCGAUCCAUAGGUCCCAGGAGCGGCACUACUCACCCGAUCACCGUAGUGAGAAAAGGUGAUGAUGAAAUCCUUGGCGACAGCUAUGUGCAUUCAAGAAGACUUGUUUCUAUUAGUGACUAUGGGAACUUCGCAACAGCCAAGCCRCAAAGAAAUCUAUCGAUGAGCACAACRACUUGCGCAGACAGUGUCUCGUUUCGAUUUGGCGAAAAGAACAGGAGCUGUGAUUGGAUGCGGAAGCUGACAACCAAGAAGAGGGAGAAAUUGUGCAAGAAGCGAAAACAUGCAAAUAAGAUAUCUUUUUGGUGCCGAGCGACGUGUGCAACGGUCGAUUUGGGUYCGUGCUUUAAUGAAGAGACCCGAGAGCAACCGUACAACGCGCCCACGCUUUCACCUAGUGCAGUUGCCACAUCCGUGACAUCUUCUGAGCUCUCGGGGGAGUCAUCUAUUUUGUCGAGCAAAUUUGCAAGCGAAUCGACGACUUCAGUCCCCAAUGCAUGGCCUACUCAGCUUCGAACGCGAACUCCAAYAGUGAUUGACUCAAAGGCACCAAACCUUCUCCGCGUCCCACUGCUCACGAUUCGCCCAAGCAAGUCACCAACUAAAUCCCCGACCGUUUUCCCAACCAAUCAUCCAACAAAUUACCCUACUUUUAAACCCUCCAUAUCACCAACGUGCGGGSCAUCGAAAUCUCCGACCACAUCCCCAACUGCAAAUUUGAUGCCCAUUAUUUCAGAGGAUAACCCCACCACUACUCAUAAAACGAAGUCAAGAAAAUCCAAAAGUUUGAAGAGCGGCUUCUCAACAAAGAACGUCAAAGCUCGGAGAGGUGGUUCCCACAAAGGAGGAAAAAAGAUGAAGAGUGGCGCAAAGCCUCGUAGCAUCGCGCCGAAAAGCAAAAAAAGCACAAAAAACGAGAAGUCGUCCAAAAAGGCGGGAAGAUUGUAGCUCGAGGCGUUGUUCGCUGUGCUUAUCAGUUCUGACUCUUCCAUAGUAUAAUGCUUUGGAGUAUUGAUGCCAUUCAUAAUAACAUUGGUGACUUCAAUCUUCUGGAACGACUUCAUAUAUUCAUAUAUCAUGAAUAGUUUGCAUCGACAUCGGAAUUCCUCGAAUAGAUUAUAAUCGUAAGU
Molecule: messenger RNA, 2185 nt
Organism: Pseudo-nitzschia multistriata
Lineage: Eukaryota; Bacillariophyta; Bacillariophyceae; Bacillariales; Bacillariaceae
Source: the annotation of a GenBank genome assembly